AUGGAUCCGCUUAAGUCUUCUUUACUUGUUGUUGCGAUCUUGGCUAGUUCCGUCGCCACUGUGCACGGUCAGGGUUUUAGAAAGAAAGGAUGGCAGUGUGAGAAGAUAAAUGCUCCACUUUGUAGUAACAUGGGUUACAACGUGACACGAAUACCAAACAUGCUCGGCCAUGAGACUCAGAGAGAAGCCGAAGUACAAUUCAAACAGUUUCUUCCUCUGAUUAAUUUCAAUUGUGCGAGUCAGUUGCAGUUCUUUUUGUGCUCGGCAUAUUUCCCGAUGUGUACCGAAAUGGUGGACGUUUCGAUCACAUCCUGCAGACCAUUGUGCGAGUACGUUCGCAAGCAGUGUUUACAUGUGUUGGCCGAGUUCGGUAUUCCGUGGCCCGCGAAACUCAACUGCACCAAGUUCUUGGAGAGGAACGACGGCCAAAGGAUGUGUAUGUCAGGACCGAAUUUUACUGAAGAUGCCAGCCCAAAACCUCCUCUCAUAAGAAGCACAGGCAUAAAACAGAACGGCACGCGUACAGUGACACCAGCGGGAGCGACAUACACUGGUUCGGAAGAGUGCAGGAAAUUUAAAAAUAGCGUCAAUUACUAUUAUGUAGAGAGCACAAGAUCAUGUGCAGUGUUUUGUAAUCAAGAAGGUAUUUUUAAAACAUCGGACAAAGAAAAGAUGGACAAGUGGAUGGCGGUUUGGUCUAUAUUGUGUUUAGUGUCGACUCUUUCCGUUCUGUGCACGUUCUUUGUGGAUACAGUGAGGUUCAAGUAUCCGGAACGAUCGAUAAUAUGGCUUGCUCUUUGUUACCUUCUUUACUCGAUUUCGUUCAUCGUUCGUUUAGCAGCUGGUCGAGAGGCGAUCUCUUGUGAUCGUGAGUACAACACGCCUAAAUUUCUCAUUCAAGACGGUCGUCGAAAUACCGGAUGUGCCGUUGUGUUUCUUGUACAGUAUUUCUUUAGCAUGGCCGCGACAAUUUGGUGGGUUAUUUUGGCGCUAACGUGGUUUCUGGCUGCUGGAAUGAAAUGGGGCUACGAAGCCAUCGGUUCGUAUUCCAACCUCUUUCAUGUAAUCGCCUGGUCUUUGCCUUGUAUCAAAACAAUAUUUAUCUUCAUAACUGGCAAAAUAGACGGCGAUGAGUUGACCGGACUAUGCUUUGUUGGGAAUCAAGAUUUGAUCGCGCUUGCCGCGUUUGUUUUGGGGCCACAGUUUACAUAUCUUAUUAUCGGAACACUGUUUCUAAUCGCCGGAUUCGUCGGCCUGUUUCGAAUCCGCGCGACCGUACAACGUGAUGGAAACACAAAAAGCGAGACGAACAAACUGGAAAGACUGAUCGUUCGUCUGGGAAUAUUUGCGGUAUUUUCAACUGUGCCGGCAACCGCUGUUAUUGCCUGUUACUUUUACGAGUAUGCAAAUAAAGAAUAUUGGUUUUACGGCAAACGGGAUAAUAGAAUCGCCGAACCAAAUCUGAGCAUUUUCAUGCUGAAACUUUUCAUGUCACUGUUCGUUGGAACAAUUUCGGGAAUAUGGAUCUGGUCACCGAAAACUCUGCAAUCGUGGAAAAAGGUUUACUAUGUGUUAACCGGGAAAAGGCCCCCACGACCACAGACGCAAAGGAAUGGCGGGCACUCCAACGAAACAACAGUUUGA
Pocillopora meandrina is the source of this 1644-nucleotide messenger RNA. The record is from the annotation of a GenBank genome assembly. Lineage: Eukaryota; Metazoa; Cnidaria; Anthozoa; Scleractinia; Pocilloporidae.